Molecule: messenger RNA, 2869 nt
Organism: Chara braunii
Lineage: Eukaryota; Viridiplantae; Streptophyta; Charophyceae; Charales; Characeae
Source: the annotation of a GenBank genome assembly
ACUAUCUCCUUGGGAGGUACUUCAUCCUCAGGACUGAUCAUCAGACACUGAGAUGGAUGAGAACUCAACCGGUGCGCUCUGACACUCUGAAGCUUUGGAUCGAAGUCAUAGAGCAGUAUGACUUUGAGCCCCAGUACAUCAAGGGUGAGUACAACAACGUUGUUGAUGCGUUGUCCCGUAGGCCAGAUUUCUCUGGUGCAUUGAUCACUGAGUUUGGGCUUGCGGACAAUGUUACUCAGUCCAUGGUGGAAGCCUAUCGUGAGGAUCCGUUCAUGUUCGAGAUCAUCCGCAGACUCGAAGCGAAGGACAAAGUGACUUCUGCUGAGUUUGAGUUGGUCAACGGCUUGCUGUUCCUCGAGAAGGCUGGGAAUAAACGUUUGUGUGUCCUAAAUAGCGAGUGUUUGCGUAGUCUGUUUUUAGGAGAGUGCCAUAAUGCCACCGACCAUUUUGGGUACAAGAAGACCGCAGCCAAUCUGCUGCAGCAGUUCUGGUGGCCCACGAUGAUGCGAGAUGCCCAGCUGUACGUAGAGACUUGUCAAGUAUGUCAGAGGGACAAGCCACGUACGCAAGAUCCUCUUGGGCUCCUGAAGCCCCUUCCGAUUCCGGAAAGGCCUGGUGAGAAUUUGUCCAUGGACUUCAUGCAUACGCUGGUCACCAGCAAGAGUGGGAUGAGACACAUCUUCGUUAUCGUGGAUAGAUUUAUUAAGUAUGCUAGGUUAGUAGCAAUGCCGGAAACAGCAAGGACGGAGUAUGUGAUUAGAAUGUUCAAAGAGAACUGGGUUAGAGAAUUUGGUUUACCAAAGUCUAUUAUUAGUGACAGGGAUGUUCGAUUUACCAGCGAAUUGUGGAAGGCCGCUGCUGCAGAGCAGGGAACCCAGUUGCAGAUGACUUCUGGGAAUCACCUAGAGGCCAACGGCCAGGCCGAGCAACUGAACCGCGUUGUACAACAUCUGUUGAGGCAUUACAUCAAGCCCAGCCAGGUGGACUGGGAUGAGAAGCUUGCUCUCAUCGCCAGUUUGUACAACAAUGCGGUACACAGCGCCACCGGGGUGAGCCCGAACAGUUUGCUAUCGACUUUCAAGCCCAGACUACCCUUAGAUUUUCUCCUUCCUGAGAAUCAGUCAACUGCUGCACCAGUGCGACGUCAGCAACAAUGCCACAUCAGCAGUGCCACGUCAACAGUGCCACAUCAGCAACAGUGCCACGUCAGCAGUGCCACAUCAGAAGUGCGACGUCAGCAACUGUGCCACGUCAGCAGUGCCAUGUCAGCAGUGCCCCGCCAGAAGCGGCUCAGCCACUUGGCAACCAUCCACGGCGUCCAAGUCGCCGAUCUAUCUAAGAAGAUCUCUUGGGACGAGUUGACGAAGCUAUGGAAGAAGCGGUUCAUCGUGGACGACGCCCUAACGCUCGCCAUCAACCGCCUCUUCAGCAUGACUCAAGGCAACACACCAACACGUGACUGGCUCACAGAAUGGCAAAAGAUCGUGGCAACGCCCGAUCUCGAGUUGCCAUUUUCGCAUCUGCGCCGAGAGUUCUACAACUGGUCAUGUGCCGCCUUGAGCCUCGCACUUGGUGAUCGUGAGCAAUACACGACCUUCGCCGAAAUCAUCGACAAGGCAAGGGAGAUCAUCAAGACCAACAGGGCGGCUGCACACGAGAAGUCAGCGUGGCAGCCAACCUGUGUGGAGAAAGGAAAAUUUGGUCCGCGUCCGCAGCAUGUCGCUGCAGUCCAACCAAACAACAUUGUGGAAGAUCCGGCAGCCACCCAAGCGUCAAGUGAGGGAGAUCAGGUGGCCGCUGUCCAGUCGCGAAGCAACAACAACUCCCGAGGAAAAGGGAAGGCAAAAACCGCAUCGCCGGCCGGAAACGGACAGUCAGCACCAUGGGAUUACUUGCACAUUGCAGUACCAACUCCGUUGAUGGAUGUCGGAGUAGAGGUUGUCGACCUUCACGACUACGUUGCGAAGAUCGACCGCGAGUUCAAGACACAACGCCGGAGUUUGGACGAGCACGUGGAGCACAUGCGCACCGUUUUGGAGCGGCUACGACAAGCCAAGUACAAAGCCAACCGCGACAAAUGUGAAUUCGCGCGGCAAGAGCUGGAGUACUUGGAACAUUAUGUGACGCCGCAAGGCAUCUGUCCGCUUGCGGACAAGAUCGAGGCCAUCCGCGUAUGGCCCGAGCCCACCAACACCACCGACGUUCGCUCAUUCAUGGGAAUGAUGAUGCUGAUCAUACCAAAGAGCAGCACCAACAGCCCCUAUGAUUACAAACUGAUAUCGCCAAAGGUGCCAUUCGUAUUCGAUGACAACGCACGCCGGUCAUUCCAAGCACUCAAGACGACCAUGCUCAUGGCACCCGUCCUUAGCAUCUACGACCCUACCCUGCCAACGAGAGUGACAAUUGACGCUUCCGGCUAUGGCAUUGGGGUAGUCUUGGAACAACACGACGGCGAAGACUGGCACCCCGUGGAGUAUUUCAGCCACAAAGUGUCUCCCACCAAUUCACUUGAUGAUGCAAGGAAGAAGGAACUGCUCUCGUUCGUGAUGGCUUUCAGCGAUGGCGGCACUUCCUCCUUGGGCGUAGUAGUUUCUCUAUUGGAGCUGGAAUUACCGCGGCUGCUGGCACCAGACUUGCCCUCCAAUGGAUCCUCGUUCAAGGAGUUUACGACUGUUCUCAUUCCAAUUACCGGACUCGAAAGAGCCUAGUAUUGUUAUUUAUUGUCAYUACCUCCCUAUGUCAGGAUUGGGUAAUUUACGCGCCUGCUGCCUUCCUUGGAUGUGGUAGCCAUCUCUCAGGCUCCCUCUCCGGAAUCGAACCCUAAUUCUCCGUCACCCGUUACCACCAUGGUAGGCCUCUAUCCUACCAU